UUUCCACAUUUGUUUAAUAGCAUGAAUUGUCGUGGUAUUACUAAGGCACUUCCUUAUUGCUAAGGCUUGCACUGUUCAAGUCCGCAUGUUUGCAUAAGCGUUGUAUAUUUCACUAACAAUAAUUAAAGGUUACACGCGAUAUUUUAGCGUAUCUAUGGAUACUAUUUUUCAUACUUUCAAAACUGGUAACUAAUUUAAAAAGCUUGAGAGCAAUGAGAAAACGAACAAAACAAUGUUUUUCCUCUUCAAGGCUUUCGUAUGGGUGUUCAUUUGCCUCCUAUUAUUUGUGGCCUUAAAUAAUAUGUUGAAUGAUUUGUGUCGCACAGCCCCUCUUGAAAAUGUAUAUUUUGUUGCGGUAAGACUUAAGUAUGAAUAGAAUAUAUAGGGAUUAACCCAUGUUAGAUUCAAAUGCAUAAUGAAAUGUGCAAUAUGAUGAGGCUUAAACUGUCAUCUAAUUCGUAUAAAUUUGUUUAACUUGCACCGUCAAUCUUCUCUUAGAAGAAGACUAGAACGUCUCAAUAUAUGACUCAUAAUUACUUAUAUUCUAGUUCACUUUUGCUUCUUAUCGUCCUUGUCUCCCUAAAAAGUUGUCUAAAAAUCAUGAUGGGAGGAAUAAUUUUACAUGAAGUUAUUAGUUAAGAAAUCAUAUGAUCUAUAUUUUUUUAUCCGUUUUUUUAUUUUAUUUGUUUACGAUCUAAGUAUUACCGGCAAAAGAUUGGCUCUGAUGAUUUUUAGAUAGCUUUGAGUGAAAAUUACCAUGUAUAACAGACGAAGCUAAGGAAGGCUCUUUAAACUCGUGUAUAACUUAGCUAUUAACUAUAUAUAUUCAUAUACAGGUGUAUGUAAGACUUUUAAUGUGUAAAACAAUUGAAAUCUACGCAAACUCUUCAUUAUGUAAUUCUGAAUAACCUUGUCGUACGUUUUGCAGUGGACGAGAACUCAGGUGGGACAAACCAAUUUAUUGUUCAAUGCAAAUUUAUACAGUGCUGUCGUAUAAUAUGAAAGUUAAACAUUAUUUUUACAUCUUCUAUCAAUUGUCCUUUACACAAUUAAUGAUUCUUUCAAGUCUGCUUUUAUUCCAGUUGCUCUUUGCUUUCUUUCAUGUCCUCUUUAAUUCAAUCUUAUGAUGGUAAACAUUCCGCUUCCGAUUGCUGCUACAUACUUUAUGUUUUGACUAAAGACUGUCUUAAGAAUCACUAGAACAAAUUACUGUCCUCCAGAAACUCAUGUUUCUGAUCAUUUUUAAACAUCAGCCCACUUUGGACCAUUUAUAAAAUUAACAAGUAAUGUUGAGUAAAGAACACAUUCAAUACUCUAUGCAUCUUUCUAUGGCAUACUUGCCAAAUCAACGCCUAUCUACAGAUAUUCUGACUAGGUUUUAGUACUGAAUGACAUCUAAAUAAGUGCCUUAUUAAACUUUCGCUUAUUUCAGAUACUCAAAGCUUAAUUACACCGACAAAUAUAUCUGACAUAUUCAAAGAAAAAUGGAUUGUGAUCCAAACAAUGACUACAAUCGAACAGCUUUAUUUUCUCCGCGUGAUCUACCGCGUAGUGAGACUGAAAGUAAACUACAAAUCAUUUAGAUUGAAGAACGUCUACGAUUCUAUCAAAUGGAGGUAGAUAAAAAGGAUGAGUUGAUAAGACAAGUGACAAAAAUAACUGCAAACACACCAGUUAUCCAGAAUUUUCGUACACCCGAUACACAAAUUUGUUCACAUGAGAAACUCGAAGAAAUUCGAAUAAAAGUUGAAAAACUUCAACACACAAUUGCAGAAAAUAAAGACAUAAUACAUGAAAAGAAUAUAACAAUCAGCGAAUUAAAAACAGAAUAUGAUGCAAUACGAUUAGAGAAUGUAGAUCAUUUAAAAAGAAUUGAAGAAUUAGAAAAUUUAUUGGUAGAAAAGUCACAUAAACUACAUACUUGUGAACAAUCUGAAAGUCAACGUGAUUUAGUAGUUCAGUCACUACAAGAAGAUUUAAAAAUAAAAACAACUAAACUUCUAGAUCUCCGUUACCAGUAUAAGAUGUUAGAGGAGAAAUAUGAAAGCAAAAUCCAAGCUGAAAAGACAUCUCAAGAAGAAUUAGGAAAAUACUUCACGGAUUUAGCAAAUUUGCUAGAAUGUGAGGCAAAACCGCAAUCCUGUAUUCUUAAAUUAACUGACAUACUAAGAUCAUUAUCUGACUCUAAAGAACAAGUUAAACGACAAGGUGAUUCAAUUGAAGCAUAUGAAUUUGAACAAAGAGCAUCUAGAGAGACUAUAUCACGUCUAUCUGGUGAAAUUAACAAAGAACAAGAAUUAAGACAAGCAGCUGAAAAUUCUGAAAGAGAAAUUAAACAGGAAUUUGAAAAAAUCAAAACAGCUUAUCAAAGAUCAGAAAGUUGUAUUCAUUUAUUAGAAGAACGUGUAAACAGUUUAACACAAUCACUUCAAGCUGCAAGAGAUGAUGCAAUGGAACGUGGAAAACAAUUAAAUAAAAUAAAUGAAAUUGAAGCAAUGUUUCAAACUAAAAUUAAUAACCAUAAUGCAUCAGAACAAUCAACUAUAAUGGAUUUAGAGAAAUGUCGUUGGAAUUCUGAUGAUUUAAAAGAAAUUCAAAAAUUUAUCGAUGCAAUGGUUUCUUGGCUUUCAUUUCCUCAUCCGGAUCAAUUAUCAUCACUAUUUAAUACAAUUUCACAGAGGAUUGAAGAAAUGGAGGAGUCUUUAAGACAACAUACACAGGUUUGUACGGACAUAGAAUUAGAAUUGAAUGAUUUAAGAGAGGAGCGAUCAAAUUACAAUUCCAAUUUUGAUAUGUUAAAAGAACGUAUUGCUUAUUUGGAAGAACAAAGAGCUUCUGAUGGAACACUCAUUGAUGAAUUAAGAAAUGAACGUGAUAGAUUGCACUGCCAUCUAUGUAAAUUGGCUCAAAUUCUCAAAAUAGAUGAACCAGUUGCUGAAUUGGGUGCAGAGAUGCUAGGAGAUACAUUAGCACUUCGUCUUACCCAGUUACAACAAGGUGACACGGAAAAACAAACAAAUCAACGUUUACAAAUUUCUCGAUUACAACGUGAACUACGGGAAACAAAAGAUAGAGCUGAUUCACUUGAUUUACAAAUAGGAGUUAUGCGACGUCGUUUAAUUGAUGCUCAGGAGAAUGGACAUCAAACAGUUAUGCCAGCAAGUGGUACCCCUAUGACCCUGGCUACAUCGGAGAAAGAAAGACGAAAAUUAUUAAAACAACUAGAAAAUGUUAAAGAAUUGGAAAAUAAUCUGCGUCAAGAAGUAGUCAUGUUAAAAGCUAGAUUACUUGAAUCAAGUCAAACUAAGCUUGCUCAAAUGAGUGUAUCAAAAGCUUUACGUGCUGCUCAAAAUAAAAUUGAUGAAUUAGGCUCAAUAUGUGAAAAUCGUGAUAAUGAAGUUAAAAAAUUAACUACUGAAUUAAAUGAAUCCAAGAAACAUUCAAAUAUUGAAAUAGAAAAUCAAAAUGAAGAAUUACAAAAAUUAAGAAAAGAGAUUAAACAUUUACAAACUUCAUUGAAUAGUAGUCAAAAAUCUGAGGAACAUCUUUUAGAAUUUCGUAAACUUGUUGCAAUUUAUCUUGGAUUAGAUAAUGAACAAUUAACUAUUCCAGAUUAUGAAAUACUAACACAUUUAGAUCGUUUAGUCUCAGCUAAUCAAUCUCAAGUUGCAAAUGCGGUAGCUACAGAAAGAGCAAUAGAUUUAGUAACUGGUAAUACUAGAUCUAAUAUUCUAAAUCAUUACGGUCGGUGACAGCAAAGAGAACCAGCCCUCUAGUAAUACCUCAUGGCAUCUAUAAUUGAAUCAUCGAGGCAAUAUUUUUAAACGACUGUCCUAAGGGUAUAUAAGUGUAUAUGGAAUAUAAAUUUUAUACGUUAAAUGA
This is a messenger RNA of Schistosoma bovis, 3882 nucleotides long. Lineage: Eukaryota; Metazoa; Platyhelminthes; Trematoda; Strigeidida; Schistosomatidae. The record is from the annotation of a GenBank genome assembly.